AUGCAACUAGAUGACGAUAACCUGCGCACCGCUUGCGAAGAACUGGGCGCACGCCAUGUCGAUUUUAUUGCACGUGGUUUCAACUCGAAUUUUUGGGACAUAUUUCUGGUAUGUAUGGCCGAGACUGUUGACCAAACCUUAUGUGAAUACUACACUGACGAUUUGAAACGAGCAGAAAUGAUAUUGGCAUGGCAAAGGGUUUUCAACACGAUCGUCCACCAUAUGCGAACCGGCUACAUCGAGAGGCGGAAAGAACAAAUCACGAUAAGGCACGACGUGAAACCUGAGUAUUGA
This is a messenger RNA of Ostertagia ostertagi, 294 nucleotides long. The record is from the annotation of a GenBank genome assembly. Lineage: Eukaryota; Metazoa; Nematoda; Chromadorea; Rhabditida; Trichostrongylidae.